This is a messenger RNA of Cladophialophora carrionii CBS 160.54, 555 nucleotides long. RefSeq lists its product as uncharacterized. The coding region runs from base 1 to 555 and encodes 184 amino acids. The record is from RefSeq and is a predicted model, not a curated record. Lineage: Eukaryota; Fungi; Ascomycota; Eurotiomycetes; Chaetothyriales; Herpotrichiellaceae. The transcript is spliced from 2 exons.
AUGUCUUCUCCCACCUGGCAAGACCGCCGCUUCAUGUUCCCCGUGGGCAAGGAAGUCCACCAAGGCUCCACCCGCCGCAUGUCGGGUUCCUCUGCCUCGUCCGCUACCGCCGCCGCCGAAUCCCCCGUCCUGACGAAUGCUGUCCCUGCCGCCGGGACGGACGCCACGCCCGCUCUCCCCGAGUACCCGCUCGUGGAGAAGAAGGUGCUCUCCAACCCGGAUGCCUGGGGCGGAGACAGACGCUUCAUGGGCAGAGCCGGGAAAGAGGUGCACCAACCGGCCAGGAGACCCAGCGGCUCGAGCGCCACGAAGCCCGAGGUCGUGCCCAAGAGCAGCUCGCCGCCCGCGACCAGCACGGGAGGGGGCAUCGCCGCAGCCAUUGCGGGCAGGAGACGCUCUUCCGCCUCUCAGGGCGGCGUCUUUUCCGGCCUCAUGGCGAACCGAAGCAGCCACGAAGAGCGUCGGCAGUCGUGGGACGACAUGAAACAACCGGGAGGGUCGUUCGGGGGCUUCCUCUCGAAUCUGGUGUCGUCAAAGCCUGCUGAGAAGAAGUAA